AUGUCUAACAAAGCCGCUUUCAUCACAGAGGCUAAAGCCAACCCACUGCAGGUCAAGAACGCGCCAUUGCCUUCUGCCGGCAAGGGAGAGAUCGUUGUGAGGAAUCAUGCAGCCGCUGUCAACCCUGUAGACUGUAAGCACUUUCCAGCAAAUCUGAGCACAAUGAAAGCUAAUGUAGGCUAGGGAAGAUCCAGGAUUAUGGUGCAUCACCCACUCGUCAAUAAUAGCAGCGGACAGCAAUUGACAUCUGCAGGCAUCUUCCUCCAGAAAUACCCUAAUGUUUUGGGGACUGAUGUAGCCGGCGAGGUCCACGAAGUUGGCGAGGGUGUCACACAUGUGAAGAAAGGCGAUCGUGUCCUCGGACAUGCAUUCUCUCUCGUAAGCAACAACCCUGCGCAGGGCGGCUUCCAGCUCUACACUUCUCUCAACGCGCUCGUCGUGUCCAAGAUCCCCGACAACCUGUCCUACACCUCAGCAGCCGUCCUCCCACUCGCAAUCUCGACGGCCGCAGCCUGCCUCUUCAAGAAGGAAACCCUCGCUCUUCCUCUUCCGAAGAGCUCAGAUGCAAGCCCUCCUUUGAGCGGCAAGUCUGUGCUAGUGUGGGGUGGCUCGAGCAGCGUCGGCGCGACAGCCAUCCAGCUCGCAGCUGGCGCAGGUCACAAGGUUAUCAGCGUUGCAUCGGAGCGCAACAUUGACGGUGUCAAGGACCUGGGAGCUACCGCUGUGUUUGACUACCACUCCUCUUCGGUAGCAGACGACAUUAUCGCUGCGCUCGAGGGCACCGAGUUUGCUGGUGUCUGCGAUGCUAUUGGCACACCCGACGCCGUGAAGGCGUGGUCUCCGGUGUACAAGAAGCUCGGCGGAAAGUACGGGUCGGUGUUGCCUGGUGCUGAAGGCCUGCCUGACGGUAUCAAGGGCACAAGUGUCUUCGGACCAAGUGUUGCGCUCGACGACAAAUACAUUGGCGAUGUUAUUUGGGCAAAAUGGGUACCCGAAGCUCUGCAGAAAGGAACUUUGAAGGCCUCGCCCGAGGCAAUCGUUGUGAAGGGUGGUCUUGACUCUGUGCAAGAGGGCUUGAACAAGCAGAAAGCCGGAGUUAGUUUUGGAAAGAUUGUGGUGGAGUUGUAG
Messenger RNA from Ascochyta rabiei, 1128 nucleotides. RefSeq lists its product as uncharacterized. The record is from RefSeq and is a predicted model, not a curated record. Bases 199 to 1128 code for a protein of 309 amino acids. Gene Ontology annotation, molecular function: oxidoreductase activity, acting on NAD(P)H. Lineage: Eukaryota; Fungi; Ascomycota; Dothideomycetes; Pleosporales; Didymellaceae. The transcript has 2 exons.